Messenger RNA from Oncorhynchus kisutch (coho salmon), 1329 nucleotides. RefSeq names its product rabphilin-3A-like. The transcript is spliced from 10 exons. Gene Ontology annotation, biological process: regulation of calcium ion-dependent exocytosis; spontaneous neurotransmitter secretion; exocytosis. NCBI's taxonomy places the organism in Eukaryota, Metazoa, Chordata, Actinopteri, Salmoniformes, Salmonidae. The record is from RefSeq and is a predicted model, not a curated record. Gene Ontology annotation, cellular component: neuron projection; extrinsic component of synaptic vesicle membrane; postsynaptic membrane. The coding region runs from base 92 to 1072 and encodes 326 amino acids.
ACCACAGAAGAGCAGAUGCCCACAGCAGAGAGAGGAGAGGGCGCCACCUCUAGUCAGGGAGGAGAAACCCACUCCUGCCCCCAAACCCAGCAUGGCACCACACACAGGCCCCGCUCCCAACGAAGACAAUGACAACGAAUACGACUCUGAUGAAUCCACCACGCUGGGGUUGCUGGAGUUCAUUCUGCAUUAUGAACAGGGGAACAACACGCUGCGCUGCAACAUAGUCAAAGCCAAGGGUUUAAAGCCGAUGGACUCUAACGGACUAGCAGACCCCUACGUCAAGCUGCACCUCUUACCUGGAGCCAGUAAGUCUAACAAGCUGCGUACUAAGACCCUGAAGGGCACUCUGAACCCAGUGUGGAAUGAGACUCUAGUGUACCAUGGUAUCACUGAUGACGACAUGCAGCGCAAAACACUACGGCUGUCGGUGAGUGAUAUGGACAAGUUUGGACACAAUGAGUUCAUAGGAGAGACGCGUGUUGCUCUGAAGAAACUCAAAGCCAACCAGAUGAAGAACUACAGCGUCUGUCUUGAGAGGGUGGUCCAGGUGAAGAAGGCAGGCACAGGAGGUUCAGCCCGGGGCAUGGCUCUCUACGAGGAGGAGGUAAAGGAGGAUGAAGCAGAGGAGAGGGGUCGUAUCCUGGUCUCAUUAACCUACAGCACCCAGCAGGGUUGUCUGAUAGUGGGAGUGGUGCGCUGUGCUCACCUGGCAGCUAUGGACUCUAAUGGAUACUCAGACCCUUUCGUCAAGAUCUGCCUGAAACCAGACAUGGGGAAGAAAGCCAAGAACAAGACACAGAUCAAGAAGAAGACCCUCAACCCAGAGUUCAAUGAGGAGUUCAGCUAUGAGAUCAAACAUGGUGAGCUGGCCAAGAAGAUCCUAGACAUCUCCGUUUGGGACUAUGACAUGGGAACAUCCAACGAUUUCAUUGGUGGAUGCCAGCUGGGCAUCACAGCCAAGGGGGAGUGUCUGAAGCACUGGUACGAAUGUCUCAAGAACAAAGACAAGAAGAUUGAGCGCUGGCACGUCCUCCUAAAUGACAACACCGUCAAAGACACAGACGACUGAGAGACGACCUCGUCCUCCUCCUCCUCCCUUGUCUUCUUCUUCCUCCCAUUUCCUCUUCCUCCACCCUCCUAAAUAGCGUUUUCUAAUUUCCUCUUAAAUAUAAUAUUUUGUCUUCCAAUCAUCUAAUUGUUUUUAAAUGUAUUUAAAUUGUAAAGUAUUUUUGUCUAAUGUUGUUUCGUUAUGUGUCGGAACCCAGGAAGACAAGCUGUCUCCAUUGGCGUCGGCAAAUGGGAUCCUAAUAAAAUCACAAAUCAUAA